This is a messenger RNA of Oncorhynchus nerka (sockeye salmon), 6929 nucleotides long. RefSeq names its product cGMP-inhibited 3',5'-cyclic phosphodiesterase 3A-like. Gene Ontology annotation, cellular component: cytosol. NCBI's taxonomy places the organism in Eukaryota, Metazoa, Chordata, Actinopteri, Salmoniformes, Salmonidae. The record is from RefSeq and is a predicted model, not a curated record. Gene Ontology annotation, biological process: positive regulation of oocyte development; oocyte maturation. The transcript has 15 exons. The coding region runs from base 96 to 3266 and encodes 1056 amino acids. Gene Ontology annotation, molecular function: calmodulin-activated 3',5'-cyclic-GMP phosphodiesterase activity.
UCAUGCCAUGUCCCAUUACCGGAUAGCCCCUCUGGUCUAGAGGUAGCUUUUAUACUGCUUCAUAGGCAUACUUCCUUAAUACUGCUAUAUGAGUGAUGGCAAUGCCAGUAGUAGAAUCUGACAGUAGCAGUGGUGUAACACAUCUACGGAACAGUAGCAGUAACAGCACCAGCGUUCGCGACAAAACCUCCAGGGCACCGGAGCGCAAUGGUUAUGUGAAAACAAGUUUCAUCCAGCCACAGCCCGACAGUCGAGAUCGAGAUGGUGAUUGCUCAUAUGGGUCGUGCAUGGUGAGGCUCGUAUUCAAGAUAUGGAGUUCCCAAAGACUCCGGCGUGUAGUAUGUGUGGGCUCACUGUCUGUUUUUCUCGCUCUGGUGGUUAAAUUAGCCGACUGGAGGACUGAGCUCAGUAGCAGUGGUAACAGUAACAGCAGGCUGCACUCCAGCUCUCCUGUUCAUUUCGUGUCAGGCUACGCAGGGGAGUUGUUGCUAACUCUCUGGCAUCUGAUCUCGCCUGUAUUUACCCUCGUAUGUGCCUUCUUUUGGGUGGGUUUGUAUUUGAUCCGCUGCGGAGUGCUUAUCCAAACCGCCCUUUUCCUCCUCACUCUUUGCCACCUGGGAGAGACAGCGGCGUGGGCUCUCGUGCACGGCGGGACUUGGACGGAUGAACAACAGCCGUUUUCCUUCAGCACGUCAGCGGCCGCGGUCGUGCUCGCCUGCCUGGCAACCGGCACACUCAUGGUAGCGCGGCUCAAGCACGGCAUCUCGGUCAUAGUGUUCGUAAGCGUCGUUCGGACUAUCUCGCUCAUCUCGUUGCACAAAGUCCGGGCCACUUGGAGACCUUACGUGGCGUACCUGGUGGGAGUGUUGGGCAUCCUACUGGCGAGGUAUGCUGAUAGUCUACUUCCGAACCAAGGGAUACCCAGGGAGGGCUGUACCCCCUCUGUGACUGGGGCGAGGGAAGGGGACGAGACCCCUGUGUUUAAAAGGCGAAGGAGGUCCAGUUCUGUGAUCUCCACAGACAUGGCACACAGUCAGUCCAACAGCAAGUCACACAGGAGGACCUCGCUGCCAUGCAUUCAGAGGGACCAGAUGCCAGAAUGGGACAGCAAGAGAAGCUCAAGAGGAUCUCAGUCGUUGGGCACCAGUGUGGUGGUGGAUAUAGCUGUGAUGGGCGAGGCCCACGGUCUGAUCUCAGACCUGCUGGCGGACCCCUCGCUGCCCCCCAACACCUUCACCUCCCUCCGUGCCGUCAGCAGCCUGCUCACCACUCAGCUCAACUUCCAGCCCCUGCACCGUCCACGCCUCGCUCCCCUGGGCGUCAACCUGGGAGACGCCUACAUCUGCUCCGACUCAGAGGAGGGAUCUGAGAAGAUAGGGGAGAGGACCAAUACCUUGCCUAAGCGUCUGCGGCGUAGCCUGCACCCGGGGCUGUUGAGGAGGACCUCUUCUACAUGGACCACCACCACCUCAGCUACGGGCCUGCCCACCAUCGAACCCGGACCAGUACGCAGGGCCAGCAUCAGCAUCAAACCCUUCCACGAACCGCUCGUCUGCAGCUGUGGGAGACCGUACAUAAAGCUGAGCCAUGGGGAGGGAUCCAUGGACAAAGGGGACAGGAUGCACCGGACAGAGGAUCAGGUGGUGGCAUCGUCAGACUACGACAGUACCCACGAGGCCAACCACAGCGACAGCAGCGACGUAGCGCCGACAGAGGAGGGGGACGCAGAAGGGGGCAAAAACACCCCCCAAAACCUCAUCAUGCUACCUGCAGAGGAAAAGCCCCAGCUGGCCCCGGAGCCAUUAGUGAUGGAGGACUUGGAGCCCCUAAUGAGCCACCUCAACCAAUGGAACUUCCCCAUCUUCAGCUUGAUGGAGAAGACCCAGGGCAAAUGUGGCCGCAUCCUCAGCCAGGUCUCUCACAGGCUUUUUGAAGACACAGGCCUAUUUGAGACCUUCAAGAUCCCGGUUCACGAAUUCAUGAACUACUUCCAUGCUUUGGAGAAUGGCUACAGAGACAUACCAUAUCACAACAGAAUCCACGCUACAGACGUUCUCCAUGCUGUCUGGUACCUCACUACCCAGGCCGUACCAGGUCUGCCCAGCCUCAUCACUGACCAUUGCUCUGCCAGCGACUCAGACUCUGACAGUGGCAUCACACACAGUCACAUGGGCUACCUGGUGUCGAAGACCUACAGCGUGUCGGAGGAUGGGUAUGGUUGCCUGUCGGGGCUCAUCCCAGCCCUGGAGCUCAUGGCUCUCUACGUAGCAGCAGCCAUGCAUGACUACGACCACCCUGGCAGGACUAACGCCUUCCUGGUGGCCACAAGUGCACCACAGGCAGUGUUGUAUAACGACAGGUCGGUGCUCGAGAACCACCACGCCGCCUCUGCCUGGAAUCUGUUCAUGUCCCGUCCGGAGUAUAACUUCCUCGUCAACCUGGACCACGUGGAGUUCAAACGCUUUCGCUUCCUGGUCAUCGAGGCCAUUCUUGCCACUGACCUCAAGAAACACUUUGACUUCCUGGCAGAGUUCAAUGCCAAGGUAGGUGAUGACGUGACGAGGGGUAUUGAUUGGUCCAAUGAGAAUGACAGACUGCUGGUGUGUCAGAUGUGCAUCAAGCUAGCUGACAUCAACGGCCCACUGAAACACAAGGACCUGCACCUACAGUGGACCAAGGGCAUCGUCGAUGAGUUCUAUGAACAGGGUGACGAGGAGUCCAGCCAAGGCCUUCCCAUCAGCCCCUUCAUGGACCGCUCUGCUCCUCAGCUGGCUAAGCUCCAGGAGUCCUUCAUCACCCACAUCGUCGGACCGCUCUGUAACUCAUACGACUCCGCAGCACUCAUGCCCGGACGUUGGGUGGAGCCUAACCCCGAGGAGGAGGAGGAGGAGGAGGAGCACGGGGAAGAUGAAGAGGAGGAUACGACAGAGGAUGAAGAUGGGUCUACUAGCUCAGAGGCAUCGCAGAAAGGCAAAGCAGCUCCCAAGAAGAGGAGGAAAGUGUUCUGUCAGAUCACCCAGCACCUGAUGGACAACCACGAGAUGUGGAAGAAGGUGAUCGCAGAGGAAACCCCCAAGCAAAACAAUGUAGCUGAGCCAAUCCUAUCCAUCCACGAGGAGGAGGAGGAGCCAGGGAGCAGGGAGGAUGUAGUGGAGGGGGAGGAGCCAGAAGAGGAAGGGGAGGUGCCAGAGGAGGAAAUAGACGAGGAGUGGCCAGCGCCCCCGCAGGACGAGUCUGAAUCUGCAGAAGAGGCUGGGCCAGAGUGAGGGCCCCAAAGGCUCGUGGCGAGUGCUAUUCGGGAUCCUUGGGAUAUUGCUACCCUAAACCCUAACCCCUACCCUAAACUUAACCAUAACCCUUACCUAACCUUAACCCCUUACCUAAACCAUUUUAAAUGUAAACUUAAAUGGGGUAGGGAUGUCCCAAGGAUCCCAGAUAGCAAGGACCAAAGGUUCUUGGGAAUGAAAUAAAGCAGCCGCUAUCCCGAGGCAGAACAUGAAAUUACUUUUUCUAUCCUAUUGACAAACAGGCUGACUGAUUUUUUUUGUUUUUGCCAGCACAUUCACUUAGACACAACACUGUAGAAGUUUGGGACAUUGUGCCUAAUGAAAAUGUAACACAGGGUGGGAGAUAUUUACUUGUGUUUUACACAUUUUAUAUAUAAAAACACAGAAUACAAGUCAGGUUCAGAAACAUCGGUCAAUCAUCCUCUUGAGUAACUUUCCAUUAUUACAAUAACCCACAGGAUCAUCUACUGGGUGUAACAAACUGGUGUAAUAGUUCACGAAAUACACAGACUCUUUUUGCUACCGUCAAGAGUGGAUUGAGACUUGGUCGUGAAGACCUCAAACCCAUUGUGUAAACAACGGACUGCAGAGACUGCCGCCAAUUUAUAUAUAAGAAAUAUUUUCUAAAAUGCAAUUAUACUUAAACAUCACAUGCACCUGUACUCAUGUGUUUUGUUUAGGGGGGGGAUUUUAAGUAUUUUCUCUGGGUCUGAUAAAUCUCAGUAAUAUGGUUCUAUUUUUACUAUGUGGAUUGAGAAGGGAAAAAUUAGACUGAACAGCUUCAUACAAAUCUACAUAUUCCAUCUUUAUUAAUGUUCUUUAAUUGAUUCCACAUUGCAUCUCACACCUAUAAUCUGUAAGCACACGACCGCAAGCAUGUCCUCCAGGUAUCUUUUAUCGUUUUACUGACAAACUGAAACGCUCGGUAUAGCCCACCCUUUUAAUAUAGGCCCCUCUAGGAUCUAUGACAUCGGCAGAACUAUCAGCUGGUAACCUUUCUCAUGUCAUGGUACUCCAGGUGAACAGACCAUAUUUGACUUCAGCCUUCAGCCUUUUUGACCAAUGGCUUGGUUCAGAGGAAGUUGGAACACACUACAGGGUCUUUUUUGACCAAUGGCUUGGUUCAGAGGAAGUUGGAACACACUACAGGGUCUUUUUUGACCAAUGGCUUGGUUCAGAGGAAGUUGAAACACACUACAGGGUCUUUUUUGACCAAUGGCUUGUUUCAGAGGAAGUUGGAACACACUACAGGGUCAUUUUUGACCAAUGGCUUGGUUCAGAGGAAGUUGGAACACACUAAAAGGAGAGGAGGAGAGGAGUCAGAAAAAGACAUGCUAGUACUUUAGGUCUCAUGAGUGUUUCUCUAAUACAGUUAAUUGAAAACAGGCCUAGUGUGUAAGAUAAUGAGGUCCUAUGACUAUAAGGCAUAGUUCCUCAACCUAACUCAAAGACAGGAUUCUUCCUCCACUACCAGAUAAACUGACUACAUAGAUCACCAGGAGACAAUAUACUGUUUUUACUACUUAUUAUUAUUAUACUUAUUGAUUCUCGUUUCAGUAACCCCUCCCCUUUCCAAUAGACACAAAAUGUUCAUUUUAGUUUGCCUUUAUUUAACCAGGUAAGUCAUUGAGAACACAUUCUCUUUUUACAAUAAUGACCGAACAGGUACAUGGUAACACAGGAUCACACACACACACACACACACACACACACACACACACACACACACACACAGUAUACGAUCUCUAAGCCAUACAAGGAGGAACCAUUUACUGUGAGGUGAUUUUAAGGGAGCGGGCAGAGUAGCCCAUAAUGGCCCUAGCUUUGACAGCUAGUCUCCAUCCUAAAUGGCACCCUAUUCCCUAUAUAGUGCACUACUUUAGACCAGAGCCCUAUAGAACCCUAUUCCCUAUAUAGUGCACUACUUUAGACCAGAGCCCUAUAUAUAACCCUAUUCCCUAUAUAGUGCACUACUUUAGACCAGAGCCCUAUAUAACCCUAUUCCCUAUAUAGUGCACUACUUUUGACCAGAGCGAGCCCCCCCCCUCUAUUAACAUGCGAACACACACCGUAAAUAACAGUACACACAACAGAUCAAUGUGUAUUGCUGCCAAACACUAUACUACUAUAAACACUGUGCAUACUUUAGGGGGUGAACUGGGUAAGGUGAAUUAAUAGCCUAUGCUCCUUGUACAUUUUGGAUUUCGUCACCUUUCAUCCCAAAUUUGACAUUGUUCUUUUACAUGAUCUUUCUCAAUCAGGUUUUUCAUAAAUCUUCCAGUUGAAAAUAGAAGAUUAUUGAUGUGAUGACUUGUUUAGUGCGUUGCAUCGAUAGCAUACUCAGUACAGUAUAUGGGAUAAGCUACAUAGUUGUAGUGGUUAGCGACACUUUAUGUAUGCUAUAUAAAGCCUUUAUAGGUUGUAAGUUGUAAAGGACCUUUUAAAAUGUUUUUUUUUGGGGGGGGUUGGAAUCCAGGUUUAUGUAGAGUUUAAUCCAGAACCUUCCUGCAGAAAAUAUAACUUUCUAGUAGCAGACACAAACAUUUGAUCCAUUCAUGUUCCUCGGAGACAAAGGCCACACUGUAUGCAACGCUUGGCUUCACUAGAGAUGCAGUAAAGAGGUCAAUGGAAUGCAAUACAUUGGGCGAUAGAAGGACCCUGGACUUGCGGACAUUCAACAAAUCUGAUCCAUCGAAGUGGAUAUUGGUCAAAUCCGUCAUGAUGUAUUGUAACGGGCCCACAAUGUGGUUACUCAAAUCUGAUGUGGAUAUAUUCGGCUGUUUUCACCUCAUAACAUGUAAAAAGCUGUCCCUUUUCAGGUUUAGAAGAUGUGACUGCUAAAUGCUAACUCCUGUUUGUGUUAGCUGGUAGCGUAGCUAGCAUACAGAAAUCAGUGGUGGUAGUCAAAGUCGUUUUUUAAAUUGUAAUGCAGUUGAUUGAUGACGAUGACAUCAAUAUGUACUGGGGUUGACAUCUAUACAAGCAUUGUACUCUGAUUUUUACCUCAACAUAGUGUGGAAUACACAUGUAAACAACAGUCUAAAUGUAGGAUAUUUUGGCUGGGGGGCAAUGAGGAGAUUCGGGAUCUUUCUCCCAUGGCAUCUUUCCCCCGCGCGUUUCCAUGGCAUUGUUUUGGUCAAGUUCCAUUGACCUCUUUACCAUCUGUCCUUUCUAUAUGAUCUUUAUUAUUGAACUGAAUGACACUGUGUGAGAAACAGGCUACCAUUGACAUGAUAUGAUUCUGAAUGACACUGUGUGAGAAACAGGUUACCAUUGUCAUGAUAUGAUUCUGAAUGACACUGUGUGAGAAACAGGUUACCAUUGUCAUGAUGUGAUUCUGAAUGACACUGUGUGAGCAACAGCCUACCAUUGACAUGAUAUGAUUCUGAAUGACACUGUGUGAGAAACAAGUUACCAUUGUCAUGAUAUGAUUCUGAAUGACACUGUGUGAGAAACAGGUUACCAUUGUCAUGAUGUGAUUCUGAAUGACACUGUAUGAGCAACAGGUUACCAUUGUCAUGAUGUGAUUCUGAAUGACACUGUAUGAGCAACAGGUUACCAUUGUCAUGAUGUGAUUCUGCAUCACAUCUACUAUGUUGUCUAAGUAUUUUUAUAAACUGGGUGGUUCGAGCCCUGAAUGCU